Molecule: messenger RNA, 2425 nt
Organism: Aspergillus calidoustus
Lineage: Eukaryota; Fungi; Ascomycota; Eurotiomycetes; Eurotiales; Aspergillaceae
Source: the annotation of a GenBank genome assembly
AAUUCAGCCCUAUCCGCACCCCAGAUCGGAUCUCAUCCUUGGCCUGGACCACCACUUGGGGUGUCAGGUGAUUAAGCGUCCCCAGCUGAUCCUCUUUUCCCCAGACGUCCCAGGCAGAGUGUGGAGGGUGCGUGCGGUUGAGUGGCAGGGCGGAGAAUGGAGGGACGUCCAUGGCGUGGCGAGGAUACAGUCCGGAGUAAUAUGGUCGAAACUGUCAAGUUUUCAGUGAUAACGCUUCGCGGGUAUUUCUAUUCGAGCCUUUCGAAUGCUUUAACCGCGAGGGAAGAACGUUUAAGCCAGUUGGGUUGCAGUCCGAAGGAUGUUGGGGUAGGCAUCUCGCCUAUUGAACCUUAAGCCCUGGCCCCAUUCCUUGUCCGGCACGAAGGCGAGGGGAAACUGGGGAGAAACGCGUGGAGGUACUCCAACUGUGGAGUCCAAGGCAAAGCCCUACAAGGCAAAGCUUCGCUUCCUCCGGGUAAUGCUAUUGCCUCUGCUUAUCCACUGGUUUGGCCCCCACGGAGAAAACAUUGUCUCCAACGUUCCCCAGAGUCCCGGGACUUCCUAUAAAUCGCCCUGUCAGGCGGUGGUGUUUCCCCAUUACUCCAUUGCACGCAUCGUUGAUUUCGUUCUGUUUUCAGGUCCUCUGACAAUGUUCGCCACGCAGAUGCAGGGCAGAGCCAUCACCUGGGGGAUCACCGUGGCCUGCGGGUCCGGCUUUUUCCUCUUCGGCUAUGACCAGGGCGUUUUCGGCGGCAUCCUCAACGACAAGAACUUCCUCAAGACCUUCAACAACCCAGACUCGACCAUCCAGGCGCAGAUCACGUCGACCUACUACCUCGGUGCCAUCUUCGGCGCCAUCUUCUCCCGCUUCAUCGGCGACAAGAUCGGCCGCCGCAAGGCCAUCAUGCUCGGAUCCAUCUUCCUCACCAUCGGCGGAGCACUGCAAGCCUCGGCGAGUACACUCGCGCAUAUGAUCAUCGGCCGGAUUGUCGGGGGUGUCGGGACUGGUCUGAACACGACUGCCAUCCCCAUGUGGCAGGUCGAGACCUGCAAGCAGCAUCAUCGCGGCCGACUAGUCAUCAUGGAGCUCGUGCUGAAUAUCACUGGAAUCGCAGUGACGAGCUGGAUGAACUAUGGCUUCACGUUCCUGCACGAUAACUCCGUCUCGUGGCGGUUCCCGUUGGCCUUUCAGUCCUUCUGGGCAAUCGUCACCUUCUGCCUUGUCCUCAUCAUGCCCGAGUCCCCGCGCUGGCUUGUCCUGCGCGGCCGCCUCGACGAAGCGCAACAUAUCCUCGCCCGGAUGAUGUCCGCAGACACCAACGACCCGGCCGUCCUCACCGCCCUGAACAUCCUCUCCGCAACCGUGAUCCACGAACGCGAGGCUGAAACAGCCGCAACGGCCAACCUCCUCCGCCGCACCAACGAAGACCGCACCCAAACCCUCCGCCGCAUCGCCCUGGGGGCUGGACUCGCCUUUAUGCAGCAGCUCUGUGGCGUCAACAUCAUCGCCAAUUAUCUCCCCAUCGUUUUAACUCGAAGCGUUGGUCUUUCUGACCGCCUUGCCCUCAUUCUUUCUGCCGUCUAUUCGCAUGCCCUAACCCUCUGGGCAACAGCCUCGAUGCUCGCCAUCGACUCACUUGGCCGCAAGGCUCUCCUUGUCGCGGGUGCCACUGGCCAAGGCAUCGCUUUCUUCCUAAUCGCGGCGGGCAUCAAAAUCGGCACAUACAACAUGUCCAUCUUCGCCGUGGUCUUCAUCUUCGUGUACAACUUCUUCUUUGGGAUCUCCUUCCUCAGCAUCCCCUGGCUGUACCCAGCGGAAAUCAACAGCCAGGCGAUGAGGAACCUGGGCACGUCAGUGUCGACCGCCGUGAAUUGGACGUUUGUGUAUGUGAUCGUGCUCGUCACGCCGCUGGGGAUUGACAAUCUGGGGUGGAGGUUUUAUCUCAUGUUUGGCGUGUUCAAUCUGGCGUUUUUGCCGGUGUUGUGGUAUUGCUAUGUCGAGACCGCGGGGUUGUCGCUGGAGCAGAUUGAUCGCGUGUUUGAGGUGCAGUUUGAUGGGAGAGGCGCCGGAGUGAAUUUGAAACAGGCGCGGAAGCAGGUGCUCCUUGAGGCGGAGGUUGUUGGCGGUGGGGAUGGCAAGGGGUUUGUCUCGGGGACUCUGGGGGUCAAGGCUGUAGAGGGCGAGGGCGCUGAUCAUGUAGAGAACAUAUAGAAAAGGAAGAACGAGAAAACGAGAGAUGUUAGUUGGGUGAUAAUAUAGGCAAGUAAGAUGAUCGAUCGAGAUUGCGUUCGAGAAAUGAGUGCCAAUGUGAUUCCAGGCAGGCAAUCCGAGCGAGCUAUGGUGAUUCGUUAGUCAUUUAGGGAUGGAGCCCAUUGCAGAGGUUGGAUAAACGACUAUAACGUACCGGAAAUAUUAAGGGCAAAG